Molecule: messenger RNA, 13512 nt
Organism: Porites lobata
Lineage: Eukaryota; Metazoa; Cnidaria; Anthozoa; Scleractinia; Poritidae
Source: the annotation of a GenBank genome assembly
AAUGCGCUGACAUAUCUGAGCAUUUUUCUCUGAAUACGCCCAACCUAUCUUUUAACUCGCUCUUCUUGAGAAACAAAAAUUUCGAUUACAGGUUUCAGUGUCCGAAAUAUAAAAUGCCUUUUGGUGAAGAAUGGUGGACGACGAAAAUAGCACACGAACUUCAUACUUUUAUAGCAAAGAAUGGCCUUUCAGAUGUUAAGGAGUUCUUCGAAGCAAAAUUGGACCAUUGGAAACACAUCAAGGUAAACAUAGCCAUCACUGGUGAAGCAGGAGCUGGAAAGUCGAGUUUUAUUAACAAAAUACGGGGGUAAGUACUAAUGAAACCAAAUAUAUCUCAAUAAAUCAUUAUAAUAAUAGCAAUGGGACCGACUUCAACUAAUUCAAUAGGUUCAUAUUGUAGCGGCUUAAUUUUAUGUUACAUUCCAGUUAGUGAUAAUGAAACAAAUGGGGCCUGUUGGUCCUUCAUUUUUCUCAUUUACAAACUUAGGGGAUUACUAGAUUCUCUCCAACUAAUAACAGCAUUUCUGGUGAAAAUCUAGAAUCACGUUUUUCUCUAAAGAUAACCAUGAAAGUCCUCUUUUGUAUUUCUGUAUACUUGGUUUCACUUUAACCCGGUAGCUCGCGGAGAGGAUCGACAUUUGGGCAACAGUCUUCUACUUUGAAGUUCAAGCAAUUGCACCAGUUUCAAUUAAUAAAAUGAUGAGAUUAAAACUAGAACUAGAUAAAGUUCACUAAAUUGGAGGAAGUAUGGUUUCUCACUGAGAAAAUUCAUACCGAGAUUAUAAAAUUUGUAUUUGCUCAAAUUAUUUUUCUUCGAUAUUUUAUAUUUAGACUCUUUCGCACUGAGGUGAGAUUUCAAUUACGUUAUUAAAAAAAAAAGACACAGAAUAUUUAUUUUAAAAGAACCAUUAACAACAUUCUCUACGCAAUUUCACUUUCAAAUUAUUUAUGGUAAAUCCUCACAGUAAAGCGAAAAUACGUAACGCAAAACUCGUCCGGUUUUUCCGAGAAAAGUUUCCGGGUUGGCCUCGUCACUUUCGAGUGGAAACUGGAGAGAAGCGACGACCGGAAAUACGUCUGUAUCCGCCGGCAGGCUAACCUAAUCAGCAAGAUCUGUAAGAUUAAUACAAGCGAGGAUUUUAAAAUAAUUGUGCAUUUAUUUUACACUUUCAUGAAAUUCCACACAUGGAACAGCAAUUAGUUAUAUAUACAUGUAGAAUAGGGCAUGCAAAAUGCGUUGCAGGUCAUCCAAGUUUAGAAAACAAAUCACUAAUUCUUGGUUUUCACAUGACGUCACCAAAUUCAAACUAAUAUCGUUUCUUCUGAGUUUCUAUUUUCAUGUGAUAUUAGAGAACCUUAAAACCUUUAUACAAACAAAUUUUCGGUUCAAAAGGGUCUUUGUUUUGCGAUACAGGAGGCUUGAAUUUCCAGGCUUUUGCGUGACGCGGCAUUUGGCUGGCGGCCGGGAAACCUCUUAAGCGGGUUAAAAUCAUUACGGAUUUUGGGAGAUUUUGCUAUCUAAACAUUCCUUGUUUUAGAAUAAAUAUUGCUUUAAUCUUUAUGAGUUCCUUAAGCGAAGAAUUCGCACAUAAGUAGGAAAACUCAAAAACAGAUCGAUGUUUCUGUUGGUUUCCGGCGGCCAUUUUAGUGACCCUGAUAGGGACACAAACAUGGCGUCUCCAUACAAAUCUUUAUAAAUUUGGGUAAAACGUUUUUUCCGAAAAUCUCGCAUAUGAACUAUUGCAUAGACCUGAUUCUUGGCAAGGCUUUUUGUAUAUUUAUCUUCUUUCAUUUCCCAGAUUCUAGACUUUCUGUAUUAAAAGGUUUCCAUUUUUAUUUCUGCUUUCUCACGUGAGUGAAAACCGAAGAAUCACGUGAAUUCACGUGAAUUCUAAGAAUAGCGAGUUGUUUUUUUUUAAUGAGAAAGACGUCGGAAGUUAAAAAAUUCCUUUCUCCUUUCUAAAUCGGCGAAUUCGGCAAAAAGCCUUACAGCUUAUUACUUCGGCGGAGCGCGAAGUAAAGGAUUCGCGACGCUCAGGAAUGUAUCAAAGUUGCCAUUUUUUGACAAGAUUGGGCACGCAAAGUCUGUAGGUUUUCGGUUUUAUUCAGUUCGAGAUAUUUCGAGAUCACUUCGAUUUCUUUGAUCUUUUCUUUAACUUUUUCGAGGAAGAAAGAAUUUUAUUUUGGCUUUCCGGGGUUUGAACCGACUCACCAUAUGCCGUGAUGGCAGACAGUCGGGUUUGAACGGCCUUCCGUCCAAAACGGCGCAAAAAUGGGCAUUACACGAGAAAAGAUUAAGAAUCUUUUAAAAGAAACGAUAGAACCCUUAGAACGAAAGUUAGACAAUCUGAACAACGGGUUUCAAGAGUUAAAACGUUUAGUUGAUUUCGUAAAUGGGAAAUACGAUGAUGUACUUGUACAGUUUUGAAACAAGCUAAUGAGAAGAUUCAAAGACAGGGAACGAGCCUGAGGCAGAUGCGGAAAGUUCUAGACGAUGCAACAAAGCGGGCUCAAGACGCAAUGAAUGGCUUUGAAAACCUGGCGGAAUAUCUAAGGAGAGACUGCCUUGAAAUUUCGGGCGUCCCGCCAAGUGAGAGUUACACAUGUAAUCAGCUUGUAAUGGCGGUUGGGCAAGCUAUCGGCGUACAAGUGAAGGAGGAAGAUAUAGCGACCUCUCACCCAUUGCCAACUUUUAAAGAAGAUGCACCACCAAAGAUAAUAGUCAUGUUCACGAGAAGUAUUUAGAUAGAACUAUGACACCAAAUUGAAGUAUAUGACAAAAUAAUGAGUUUGAAAGUAGACAAGUCGGCAUUAGAUAUUCCAAGAAGAUGCAUAAAAUACGCAGCAAACCAUAUAUAUGAGGCAUUAAGUAUGGUUUUCAAUCAAUCUCUAUUGCAAGGGAUAUUUCCGGAAAAUUUUAAAGUUUCAAAAGUCACACCAAUAGAUAAAGGGGGUGAAGAGAUGGAUCCUUUUAAUUAUCGACCUAUCUCUACACUCUCUGCACUAACCCAAAUUUUCGAAAAAAUCAUUUGUGAACAGCUUGUGAAUUACUUGGAAAAGCAUAAAAUCCUAUACGAGUUCCAAUUUGGCUUUAGAAAGGGACAUACAACCUCACAAGCCAUCGCAGAAAUUGCUGAUAAUUUACGUGAUGCGAUAGAUAACAAUUUGUAUUCCUGUGGCGUGUUUUUGGACUUAAUGGAACGCUAAGGGAUACGCGGCGUGCCUCUCCAACUUUCACAUCUCACAAAUAGACAGCAAUAUGUACAGAUGGGAAAUACAGUUUCGUCAAAGCAAACAAUGACGUGCGGUAUUCCACAAGGGAGUUCCCUAGGCCCAGUAUUAUUUUUAAUCUACAUAAACGAUUUACCAAACUGUUCAAAUGCUCUAACAUUUAGAAUAUUUGCGGACGAUACAAACGUUUUUGCCUCAGCCCGCAACCUGAAAGAUCUUGAUGAAAUAGUAACUCUGAACUUAAAAAAGUGAAAAUAUGGUGUGAUGUAAAUAGAUUGUCAAUUAAUUUCAAUAAAACAAACUUCAUGAUCAUUAAAUCGUCAAAGAAAGAAGAUGCCCAAGUAAAUAUCAAGAUUGAAAGUGCAGAUGGUACAAUAAAUGUGCUGCAAAGGAAGCAAAAAGUAAAAUAUCUAGGUGUCUUGCUUGAUGAAACGAUGUCUUUCAAUCACCAUAUUUCAUACAUCUGUACAAGAAUUGCGCGAAACAAUGUAUUAUAUCUAAGCUGAGACAUUACCUAACUCUUCUAAAAAUGAAACAAAUCUAUUACACCUUAAUAUACCCAUAUAUCUCUUAUGUAAUAUUAGCAUGGGGGAGUGCAUACAAAACACAUAUUGAUAAGAUACAAGCUAAGCAAAAUCAUUCUGCUAGGCUUAUUUUCUUUGCCACCACUUAUGGUGAGCACACAGAAAGUGUACUUCCCCUACUAAAUUUAUUAGACGUUCUUACGUACAUAAUGUUUACCGAUUUCAGAUUCUAAAAUUUACGUACCUCUGGCAUAAAGGCCUCCUGCCAAAGCUGUUCUCAAACUAUUUUCAAUAUGCCAGUAAUGUCCACAAAUACAAUACCAGAUAUGCAUCGAAACAGAAUCUUUACGUAAAAUAAGUGCUAACUAAUACGGGGAAACAGACAAUCGGAUAUGCUGCAUGUACCGUCUGGGACAAAAUUCCCUUAACUCUUAAAGGACUAAACACAUACCAAUUCCAAAAACAAUUGAAACUUUAUUUGCUGUCAGAACAACAUAGUUAACAUAACUUAAGCAUAUACUCUUUCUUUCUUAAUACAAUUUUGUAUUUUAAAACUGCUUCUUUGAUAAUAAAUUCUCUCUCAGUUCUCUAAAACUUUAGAUUCUGGAGAACAGGCUAGAAAAUCUUAGGAUUAUUUCAGCUCCAGGCCUUAUUAAGUACAAAUAAAUAUAUAUAUAUUUUUGCUCUUUCAUAUAUGUAAUUAAUUAAGUGCAAGGCGAAUAAAGGUAUUGUUGUUGUUGUUGUCACCUGUGUGACCCGUCAGAUCAGAGGAGUUGAGGGAUUAGCCGAGUGUGCUACUGCCACCCAGGGUAGUUCGAAAUAUGAAAAAUAGUUAUGAAAUGAUGCACUAGUUUCGGGACAAGAUUGGGCGUGCAAGUUCGUGACUUUUAGGCUUGUUUCGGCUAUUUCACGAAAUGAGACAGGACUACUUCGUGAUACCUUGAGAUCACUUCAAGUGUAGUCUUUAAUUUACUCGAGGAAUAAAUAGAGGAUAUUACGUGGCAACGCAGAGACACGAAAUUUCUCUUCUAGUGUUGAAAAGCAUUUCACGAGUAAGAGCUCCUUUCGAACUGUUUUAUGAUGAAUUUAAAGUUACAAAAGGCAGUGACUUGUGAUAUUUUCGGCACUGGACAAACGAACACUUUAACUCUAUGUUAUAUUUAUUAGGAAAAACUUAUAAACCAGCCCACAGUAGCGCCACUCUCGAGUCACUGAAAUCAACACGCUCGACCAAAUUACUGGAAAAGUUAUUGACGUGAGCCGCACACACAUUCCAUUGAAGGCUUUGAUAGUGUUUGUGCGAAGUUUGAAUUCACCGAUGUGAAAGCAGUAAAUUCCAUUUAAUUCCAACAAGUUGAUGAUUGCAUGCUCUUAAAAAUAACAGAGAACUUGAAAUUAUCCGAAGAAAUGUUUUUGAAGAAAGAAAAAGAAUCCCGGGUUAAGCACUAAUCGGCCUUUGAGCAACUGCGCCCUGUAAUCGCGCCAGUAAAACAAAAUGUUCUAUUUACACGCCCGACACACUCUGGCCAAUGUCUCCUCCGAUUACAAGCACUUGACACCGAACAAUACGAUAUCUUUUCAAAACCUUCUUAUAAUGAUAAACAGUUUAAACAUAGGUUUCGCUGUACGCAACCCUUACGUUCAAAAUAUGCCAUAAUCAUAUUUAUCUACAUCGCAACCACCCUUCCCCCUCAACUGCUACCUGUAAGCCUAAAAAACAUAUCGAACGCACUCUCCUAAGCUCCGAUUACUCCUAGUUCUAUAUCUAUUUUCAUAGAAUCCACAAACUCAUUAGGUGCUAAGUAACUGUUUACUUUACCACAGUUUGUAUAUACAACAUGUGAAUCAUUGAUUAAAGUUGGACGGUCGCAACAUUUUGAUUUUGUGCUUUUUGUUUCUUCUAAUUUUUGUAUUACAAAAUGGACAUUCACUAUAUUCUUUUUUAUGUUCAUCAUUAAUUACUUCACAAUACAUUCUAUAUUAAUAUUAGUAAACAUUAUUUUUUUUAUGUGCGAAAAAUUUAUCAAAAGCAAAGUUUUUUAAUCAGAAAUAAUUGUAUAAAAAUAAUUUAUGGGAAAGUGGAGCGUGGAAACUCAUUACUGCUCAUUUCUGCUGUUUUGCGAAGCGCUACUAUUGCUAUGGUUCCAGUCGGGCGAUCUUCCAUGUUCACGGCAGUCACUACAUAUGUCUCAGGUUCUUUCUGGUCUCUUCGAGCUAACAAUUCUUCCAUCCGUUCCUUUGCUCUUAUUCUAGCUUUCUCAUUUUAUUCCUCCCUAGCAAUUUCUGCCAACUCACGUGACCUUAUCUCUGCUUCCUCCGUGUCUUUACGAAUUUUGAGCUCCAUUCCCAGUGCUUUAUAAUUUAGUAUAAAACAAAGCAAUCAUAGCGGUACACUAAAAGCUAGUCAGGUGGGACUUAGUAGUCUCAGUCCACUCCGAGCGCGAACGGCGCGAUACAAUAACUGAUGGCGUGCUUGUUCCCAAACGUCUUCUCUGCCACACCGUAAGCUUCCUAGAAAUUUCUAAGAACUUCGAUAUAGUUUUCGAGCUCUGUAGAUGCCAACAAUCAAGGAAAUUCCAGGAGGAUGGGGGGGGGCUUGUCUGAAACAAAAUUUGUCCUCCGUCGGGGGCCAUGAUAUGGAUACUUUCAAGAAAUACACAAUUUAUGUUGUAUGUCGAAUUAGCCCUUUGCAGGUUUCCAUUCACGUGGUACAAAACCGGCAUGUUGGGACGCAAAAGUCGCACUGGGGCAAGACCAACAAAGGGCAUACAUGAUUUUACAUGGUAAUUUCCUUCAGCUGUUCCUUUGUUUGUCUUGUUCCAGUGCGACUUUUACAUUCCAAUAUGCCGUUUUGUACCACGUGAAUGGAAACCUGCAAAGGGCCCAUUGUAUGGGAAAAUGCGACAGAGAAAAGAAUCAUUAAUCAACAGGGACGAGAGAAUUGGGACGAUACAAGUCUUAAGAACUUUGAGCAAAGACGCUGGAACACUGUAGGCAACAAUGGAUUUGUUAUAGCCUGAAUUUCAUCCGAUUAUUUCGAGUCAUUAUUACUCCCUCAGUAACGUCUGAAUCGACCGGCUGUUAAUGCCGUCCAGUGACGUCACUACUCCUUGACCUUUGCGUUAAUUCAUGCAAAAAGUAAAACACGAUUUUCAAGUGGCAAACCGAGAAAUGUCGUUUGGAAAUGUCUGCAUGAUACAAAACUGCUAUUUAUCUAUCUUAAUUCAUGUUUAACGUUCAAACUAUCAACUGAAUGCAGUACAACUCUGAACCGGUUGUACUAAAUUCUAUAAUCAAACUCGGUCGCAAUCACGCAAUGAAAUAAACACACACACGGAACACUUAGUUCAAAAACACAAUGAUUUGCAUUAAUUGAAAAGAAGCUAUUUGGUCCUUAACGAAGAAAAAAAACAAGGAGACAAAGAAAGAAAAGCUAAGACAAUCAUUACACUUGACGGUAAAAAUAGCAAGAAGGUCGAAUUAUAACAUUGAUCUCAGAAAACUUCGAGUAAACAAAAUCACCGGCCGCCGAAACCACAAAAGCGGCUCUAAAUGAAAAACCUACCGACUCUCCGCAAUGAUUCUUCAUUCGCAGUUCAAUUUAGCAUUUCAGUUUCGAAGAGAAGGGCAAUUUUGCUGUUUAACAUAAAGAUUAAGCUUACCGAAAUGUUUGAACUAAACGAAACAAGGCCAGGCAUGCGAUCCGCUGAAUAUCAAGCGACAAUCCCGCUAAAAUUUUUCAUAAUUAUACAUAAUUAUGCGAAUGUUUAGGCAAUCAACCAAUCACUAAUCACUACCCGGUGUUUGGGGUAGUGAGUGACGUCACUGGACGGCAUUAACGGCCGGUCGAUUCAGACGUUGUUGAGAGGAGAAAACGACUCGAAGCAAUCGGAUGAAUUUUAGGCUAGAUUUGUUACUGUUUAUCUCACCUUCAAGUUUCAAGUUCAAGUUUAUUUCAGUAUUUUAAAGGAAAAUUUACGGCACUGGGAUAAUCUAGGCGGGUAGAGCAAAACAGAUAGUUUCAAUACACUGAAAGUCUUAAUUAAUAAGGGGAUUGAUUAAUUAAGUUACUAAGAGUUCGAGAGGAAAAAACAUAAUAAUAAUUACAAUGAAUUUGUUUAUAAAGUGGUAGAAAUUCGAUUUUAAGUUAAAACAACGUCUUGGAACGAGAUAAAGGCUAAAGGAUUGUACAGUUCUCGUUUAAAAUGAACCCUCUUGCCCUGAUUUUAAAGGGACUGGUUCACGAUAAUGCGCAUGCGCGCCGUUUGUCUCUUCAGAAUAAAUUUGUUGGGUCAACACUAAAUUCGAAAUCGCCAUUACCGGUACAAUCAUUGAAAAUCCUUCGUUUUAUUCGGACAUCCGUCGCUUUGGCUGGUCUAGUUAUACUUCGGUAGUGGUGAUUAACGUGUGGUUGUGUCGUUUGACUGGUUGCGUUUUAAGAAGACGCAAAAAAUAAUGUUUUGAUCAUGGAGGUUCAGUAAAGCAUCGUGGCCGUCCGGCAACAGGACGUUCUCAAGAGUCUCUGGAGAUAGAGAAGCUUAGCCUUUCGAACUGGUAUGGUUUUAGGAGUAGUGUGUGGCAUACGAAAAGAAUACACGAGACUUGGAAAGUGGUUAAAGGCAGGAGUUCGUUCAACUUUGAUUUGAUUUUUGACUCCGACCUGUAGUUAUACCGCAACAGGCCGCGCGAUCUUUACCGAUCUGGUACACUUGAAAUGUUCCUUGUAUCUUUGCUUUACGAUCGUAUAUGUUUAAGAAUUGAUGUUUUUAAAAUAAAUUAUUGCCUGAAUAUUCUGUUUAUAAUCUAGUUUCUUUAUGUGUGCUACUCGAUAACAUUUGUUUUGCGCAACAUUGACCCGAUGCAACGCGAAUGAAUUUGUUCAUUUGCUGAUAAGCAAUUGAAAUUUAUGCUCAAUUAAGGAUAAUCUUUAUACUCAUACGUUGUGUGUUUUUGUCACCGGCCAGGCGCUAUUUGUAGGUAUUUCUGGGUUUAUAUAAGGCGAACUGAGAGAACAGUAAUAAGAUGUUUGUUUACAAAUUUUGUUUGCCGAUCGGUGACUGUUUUGUUAGCGUGGGUACGACCUCGUAAAAAUACACGUUGGUAAAUGUUUGUUUCAAAGCAAGACAGGGCUGUAAAUCUUAUUCUUAUCGGCUGCAACAUAUAUCUGAGGAGUAGCAAAGAAUAAACUUGAAUUAUGGGGAUAAAUAAAUUCAAACCAAAUGCCCGGAAAUACUCUCGCGUCGCGAACAAUUAAUUUGAAUUUUGUAAAUCUACUUGCGUGCAUCUAACUCGCUUCCGAUUGGUUGAAAAACAAUCACCUACUGUCAGAACUCACACAUGCGCAUUAUCGUGAACCAGUCCCUUUAAUUUCGAGAAAACAGGGGAAAAAGAUUUUUGGCGGCGUAUUACCCGUGAUGAGAUUAUGACAGAUUAUAACACCAAAACUGUCAAUGUUGAUGCAUACCAGAGAAGGCACAACAAUAGUGACACAGCGGGAAAAGGUUUCAAAGUAAAAACUUUCAAGGGUUAAGAGCCCGCACAUCUUUACCGGCGUGAAUCCUUUGAAAACCUUUUUCGUAUUGCACCAGUGAGGAUAACUUUUUUAGGAAUUUUACACAUUAAAAUUUGAACGACGAUAUAGCGGACCAAGAUACUGCACGGUAUAGUUUAUGUUCAGCUGGGGAAAAUUUUUGUAAGUUGAGCAGACAAUUUAUUCAAUACGCACGUAUUCCUGUUGAAUUUGAUGCCCGUUUAUUGAGGAGAUAUGUCUGCUCAAAACUGUAACGAACUUCCGCAGCUGCUGUUAAAUCUUAGGUAUCUGCUUUUAAAAACUCCGUACAUAGGUUUACGCGAUGUCAGAGUAUAAUGUUCAGCUGUUACGGCCAGAUCUGACAGCGGUUUUGGGUAUCAUUUUAUCGCGUCUUUGGUAGAAGCAGGAUUUAAAUACCUUAUGCUGUGUCCUUUGAAUGUCAGUUUAAAACUCAAUCGCUUUGUAAAUGUGACUUGUAGUUUUUAGAUAUCAGAGGGGGUAUCGUAAAGCUCGAUAUUUUUUAAUACCAUAGCAUUUAGGUUUUUUACAUGUAGGUGUUUUUUUUUUUUCAUGUAGUGUCAGCUCGAAGAUAUUAGCUUGUUAGCUGCUCUAAAAUUCGAGUAUAAAUAAAGUUUAUGUUGUUGUUGUUGUUUACCAAUCAAUUGAAUGGCUUCUUUGUGCCACUGCAUAAUGUACGCAGUUAAAUAUACGUGUACAAGCCCUUUUUUUCUUCUUUGGAGGCAUUACCAUUCACUUCCAAAAUCCAGGAAAAAACAGUGAGCACUCUACCUGUAAACCUCGAUUUCUGUCGAAUUGAGUGAUUAGCUUGGUUCAACAGCGGAAUGCGUAUCAGUAUGACUUGUAUCGUCAAGUAUGACAGGACUUGUCAACGAUCAAUUAAAAGAAUUAACAUAGAAAAAAACUUUUGCGCUCUAUAAGUCUGCACAGAGAAAAAAAAAUUUCCUGAAAUUUUUUACAAAGAAAGCUCUUGAUGAGCUCUAUUUAAUCAUCUAAAAACUGCAAAUUUCGAAAAAAUUGAUUUUUUACCCUGGACGAUACCUUAAGAGAAAAGGCGGACUGCUCACAGUCUACUAGAGAUAUACGGCUGCAAAUUCAUAGGUUACCUAAUUUUAAUAUGCUCGUUCAGCUCUUGUUUAUAAAACGUUUCAAAGGCGAACUGUUUCGUGUUUACGGAAAGUUGAUCACGUGAUCAACUAAUGCAAAAGGCCUCUUAAUCGGAAGUAUCUCGUACUCACAAAAGCUGAAUUUGAUGUGUCAGAAACAAUGACAACAUGAUCAAGUAUGUGUUCAAUUACAGUAGGGAACUUAAGCACCAGACAUUCUUGAUUCACAGAAGACCUGGCUGGCCGCGCAGAACUGGAUCGGGGACGCGCUUUGAGUGGCGAAUGCAAAUAAUUAACCAAAACAACGUGAAACUAUCACGAACGCCGACAGAAUAAUUAAGUUGAAAAUGCCUUUCAAAGAUUUGCGUUAAGUUUUGUUUCUUUCUUUAGAAGAAAAGAUGAUUUCAGACGAAGAAUUUAUACUUUUGUAUGACGAAUACUCUUCGAAGAACCCAGAAUUUGAACCUCUGGUUUCAACCUGAGAACUCACGUUUUGAAGUCCGUGACCGCAGCUCAAGAACGUCUUGACAUGCGCAGUGGCUGUAACGCUUCAAAAAUACUUCCGGUUGGCGUCCGUGGUACCAAGAAUGUAUUGUGCUUAAGUUCGCUAAUAUGAUAAUUUCUUUACCGUAUCAACCACAAAUAAACUCAUUAAAUGUAUUAAUGAUUCUAUCACAGACUUAAAGACUAUCAACCAGGAGCAGCCAAGGCUAGUGUUGAAACUGAUUGCACUUAUCAAGCGCUCCAAUAUCCCUACCCAGAGAAUCCCAACAUUAUAUUUUGGGAUUUACCAGGAAUAGGGACCGAUAAUUUCCCUGCAGAGAAGUACGUCGAGGAGGUAGGUCUGAAGAAGUACGACAUGUAUCUCAUCUUCAUGGCGACAAGAAUCCCUGAAGGCAUCUCAACUCUGGUGGAAGCCAUUUCUUCGAGUGAAAAGAAGUUCUUCUUCGUUCGCUCGAAAAUCGAUCUGGAUAUUUCAAACGAAAUUUUCUCAAAUGAACCAGGCUCAAUCAGUAGAGAAGAUGUGCUUGUAAAAGUACGAAAUGACUGCCUAAAAAUACUGGGUAAAAGGAUAGGAUGCAAUGAGCAAGAUAUAUUUCUGAUAAGCAGCAGGGAUGAUGAAAAAGGGGAAUUCAGUGGGCUCGUAAAAGCCAUUCGAGAUGUUUUGCCAACCAAAGAAAAGCGCGAGAGUUUCAUCUUGUCUCUUGGCAUUCUAAAUCGCUUGUCAACUGAAACGUUAAAGAUAAUAGUCGAAGCCCUCGAACAACGAAUAUGGUACGUUGCCGCAGCUUCUGCUGUAGCCGCUCUGCCCCCGAUUCCUGGUGUUUCUGCAGCAGCUGAUAUCGCUAUGAUUGUAAAAGAACUAAAACUUUACAGAUCUAAGCUUGGUCUGCCUGACGAAACAUCAGACACAUUUAAGAUGCUGACCGAUACUACGCAAGCCAAAGUUACAAUUGCCUCGUCAUUUGUGCAAUUAGCCACAAAAAGCGCCGCUUGGUUGGCACCCUAUGCCACAGAGGCGGCCGCAGAGGAAGGGGCUCGUAUUUUUCUCCCUUUUAUUGGUUCAGUAAUUGCCAGCGCAUUGUCAUUCGGUACUACAUAUCUGGCUCUGAAGGACUGCCUGAAAACAAUGGAAGAUGCAGCAUUAGCAGUCCUUAACGAAGCUGCCAAGGAACAUCUCUCAUGAACCUUUCGCUGGUCAUUGCUGUGAAAAUACAUUCAUUUCACUGCAGUAACGACAUUCAUUUUCGUUUUUUUACAAAGUUAUUAACCAUUUUUUUUUUUUGCACUUUUGGUGACGAAUUUCGUAUCUUCAAGAAAAAAGUGACUUGGACCAUCAGAUUCAAAAUGAGAGCGAAAAUCGCGGUAAGGGAACAUUUGUGAAGGGUCUCACUUUGCAGACGGGUUUUCGUCUGUCGGCUGAGUCGGAAAGAUCGACUUUUUGCCUUCCUCAAUUCUAGCUUAUGUCCUUGAAAUAUACCUUUGACUUCACAUUACACCGAAGCAACUCAAAAAUCAACUUGGCGCGUUUUCCACCUUAGGAAUUGGAGACUGCCUAAGUUCUGUUCCGUUCUUCGGCCGUUGUAGUCUGCGAACGGCAGACGUUUCUCCUCGCUCAUAACCGCUGAGAACCGUUUCGCGAGGAGGAACGUCUGCGACUCAGCUACAGAAAUUCCAUACUGAUAAAGUAAAUCAAUGUUUACAAAAUAAAUCCGGUAGUCAUGGGGUUCCAAAUGCAAAUUUGUUCAAUUUUACAUUUCCCCUGGUCGAUUUUGGUAAAGUAUUGUGUUCAUCUGCGAAUGAGCUCCAGAAAAACUCAAAUGCUUCUUCUAGAGAACACUAUAUUCCACAAAUAUUGACUGUUUUGUUAGAGACUCAUCGCGUUUACAUUUGACCUUUGCAGCCUUUUGUCUUUUGUCUGUUAUUCAUAAACAAUAGCUAGAACAAUGAAACUACUCCGUCGACCAAUUAGAGCUUCUGACCGGAUUCCGGACAGAUUUUGCGUCAUCUGUAUGGAAUUUCUGUCGCUGAGUCGCAGACGUUCCUCCUCGCGAAACGUCCCUCAGCGGCGAUGAGCGAGGAGAAACGUCUGCCGUUCGCAGGAUACGGCUGUUGUAGCUUACUAGUGGAUUUUGUAUUUGAACUUGAACGUUUGUUUUCCAUCCAAUCUAACCGCCAGCAAAGAAUUAAAUUAGGAAAGGAAAGAAAGAAAGGAAAAGAAGUCUACGGGAAAGGGAAUUUGUGGUCGGUCACCUAUCCAUUGACCUCGCCCGUCAUGGCUUAACUAGGUAGCCUUGUUCAUCCAGUGUAGAGUCUCCUAUCGUUUAUCUCACGAUAUUAAAAAGUCACGUACAAAUGUUGCGGGACACGUAUUUCUGGUAUAGUGCCAAUGUUUGUAUAAUAUUAAUAUACCAGACAGAAUGGACUUUUAUGUUAUAGUUUGCCAUUAGACUUCAGGGAAUACCAUAGUCGAAUACGGUCAGCGCCCCAGUAGAUUAUGAAGAAUAAGCCGUGGAUAAAAGCCAUUCAGAAACAGCGAAAUAUUUUGAAUGAAUAAUAAUAAAUACACAGACAGUGUAAUUAUGUAGUCAUUUAGAUGUUA